Molecule: messenger RNA, 1027 nt
Organism: Bufo bufo (common toad)
Lineage: Eukaryota; Metazoa; Chordata; Amphibia; Anura; Bufonidae
Product: olfactory receptor 51E1-like
Exons: 1
Coding region: 1-966 (321 amino acids)
Biological process (GO): G protein-coupled receptor signaling pathway
Cellular component (GO): membrane
Molecular function (GO): G protein-coupled receptor activity; olfactory receptor activity
Source: RefSeq, a predicted model, not a curated record
AUGUGGGCCAACAACCAUAACUGCAGUGACACCAAUUAUUUCAUCCUCAACGGCAUCCCAAGUCUAGAGGACUUCAACUUCUGGAUGGGUUUUCCUCUCAUCUCAAUGUACGUCAUUGCUGUUAUAGGAAACACCUCAAUUCUCUACAUCAUCAGGGUGGACCAGGAACUUCAUGAACCUAUGUACAUCUUUCUGUCCAUGCUGUCGAUGAUAGACUUGCUGUUAGCCACCACAACCAUGCCAAAAAUGCUGGAGAUCUUCCUUAUGGAUGACAAGGAAAUUACUUUCGAUCUUUGUCUUACCCAAAUGUUCUUCAUCCAUUUUCUCUCCGCUCUGGAGUCUGGCAUCUUGGUGGCCAUGGCUGUCGAUCGCUAUGUGGCUAUCUGCCACCCUCUACGAUACUCGUCUAUUCUAACCAGUACGAAAAUUUGUAAGAUUUUUGCCAUGAUCUUGGUGAGAGGAGCUCUUGUUAUGAUUCCCAUCCCUCUAAUUAUCAAGAGGCUUCCUCUGUGGAAGAACAAUCACCUGACCCAUUCCUACUGCCUGCACCCAGAGUUGAUGAAUCUAGCUUGUGGAGACAUCAAAGUCAAUAUUAUCUAUGGACUAUUUGUCAUCCUUUCAGUCAUGGGCAUCGACUCGCUCUUCAUCUUCUUUUCUUACAUGUUGAUCAUUAAGACGGUGCUUGGUCUGGGAGAAGAUGCCAGCAUGAAGGCCUUCAGCACGUGUGCCUCCCACAUAUGUGCCGUCCUCGUCUACUACAUCCCCCUGAUUGGUCUAUCUGUCGUACACAGGUUCAAAAGCAACACAAUGCCAAACCUUCCUAUUCUAUUCGGGAAUGUCUAUCUCCUGCUCCCCCCUGUGAUUAACCCCUUAAUUUAUGGGAUAAAAACCAAGCAGAUCCGACAAAGACUCAAAAAGUUAUAUGGCAAAAUUAUCCAUCAGAGAAAAAACUUCAGAAACAUCUGAUCAGAGCAGAAUGUGAAGGAUACAAUCAUGGACCCUAUAAAAGAUGCACAGAUGUUGAGGA